GAAAACAAAUGGGAUUUUUAAAAGUUAUUUACAAUUUUAAGCUAUUAAUUCCUCGAUUUUAUUGUACAAAAAGCAAGAAUACGAUAAUGAAAUAUCUGAAUGUAGCCGAAAAGAACGAUGCAGCUAAAAAUAUCGCUGCCAUUUUGUCCAGAGGGAAUUCAAAUAGAAGAGAAGGUUUUUCACCGUAUAAUAAAAUAUACGAGUUCAGUGCACAAGUGUUUGGCGAAAACUGCCAAAUGGUCAUGACAUCAGUAUCAGGACAUUUAUUAAAUUAUGAAUUUGUAUCAACGUAUCGUAGCUGGCAAAGUUGUAACCCUGUAGCGUUAUUUGAUGCUCCAGUUGUUAAAAAUUGUUCAAAAGACUAUGAAAAAAUUAAGAGAACUUUAGAGAGAGAAAUACGUUCUUGUCAGGGAUUGAUUAUAUGGACCGAUUGUGACAGAGAAGGAGAGAAUAUAGGAUAUGAAAUAAUCAAAGUUUGCACAGAUAUUAAACCAAACUUAAGGAUAUACAGGGCGAAAUUUUCUGAAAUUACAGCGGCUUCAGUUUUUAGGGCUUUAAAUACCUUAGGACAGCCGAAUAAAAAUAUCAGUGAUGCAGUGGAUGUUCGGCAAGAAUUAGAUUUGCGAACUGGAGCUGCCUUUACUAGACUACAGACUUUGCGACUACGGCAAGUUUUUCCACAGAAACUAGCAGAAAAACUUAUAAGUUACGGUUCUUGUCAGUUUCCUACCUUGGGGUUUGUCGUUGAAAGAUAUCAAGCUAUUGAGGAUUUUAUAGCAGAACCGUUUUGGAAAAUUAAAAUGAUGCACACUUUGAAAGAAUUGACCACAGAAUUUUUAUGGAAAAGGAACAGAUUGUUUGAUAAAAAUGCUUGCGGGGCGAUUUUAGAUCAUUGCAAGGAAACUCCACUGGCAACAGUGGAAAGCGUGGAUAGCAAGCCCAAAAGUAAAUGGAGACCUUUACCACUAGACACUGUAGAAAUGGAAAAAACUAUAUCGAAAAAACUGAAAAUCAAUGCAAAAGACACAAUGAAAAUCGCUGAAAGACUGUAUACGCAGGGUUUUAUAAGUUAUCCUCGUACAGAAACCAAUAUAUUUCCUAAAGAAUUGAACUUGGCAAAUUUGGUGGAACAGCAGCAAAACGAUCCGGCAUGGGGCCCCUUUGCUCGAAGAGUAAUGACAGAUGGGGGGCCCACUCCCAGACAAGGAAAAAAAUCAGAUCAGGCUCAUCCUCCUAUACAUCCAACAAAAUACGCAAACAAUCUAGCAGGCAAUGAGAAGAGGGUUUAUGAAUAUAUAGUGAGACAUUUUUUGGCCUGCGUACAUAAAGAUGCUCAGGGAUUUGAGACCACUGUAAACGUCGAUAUAGCUGGUGAACAAUUCUAUGCCAAAGGACUGAUUAUAUUAGAGAAAAAUUAUUUAGAUGUAUAUAUUUAUGAAAAAUGGUCUGGAAAGGAAAUUAAUAAUUAUGAAGAAGGAGAUACCUUUAACCCUACUGUUUUAGAGUUGUCAGAGGGUUCUACUUCACCUCCAAAACUGCUCACAGAGGCCGACUUGAUAGCGUUGAUGGAAAAGCACGGUAUAGGCACUGAUGCCACGCACGCUGAACACAUUGACACGAUCAAAUCGAGAGAAUAUGUCGGCUUGCAAGAUAUUUACUUUGUUCCUGGUACUUUAGGAAUGGGACUUGUUGAAGGUUAUAAUAAUAUAGGUUUGGAAGUAUCCCUAGCCAAACCGAUACUGAGAGCUGACUUCGAAAAGGACUUAAAAUUAAUCUGUGACGGUUUGAAAGACCCCGAAGUGGUCAGGAGGGAACAGGUAGCGAAAUACAGGGCCGUAUUUCAAACUGUUGCCGAAAAAAUGAGGUUAAUAGAUGAAAGUUUAGCCAACCGUCUCGAUGACGCGCCCCAGGCUGUCCAACAGUUGAACGAUGGUGGAAAUGACGAUUACAGGCCUGCCAUGAAAUGCCCGAAGUGCGGCCAGGACAUGACACUUAGGACUAAAAAAGACGGCUCAGGCAAAUUUAUUAGUUGUACAGGGUAUCCUGGUUGUAAACACGCAAUUUGGUUACCUAGCAUAGUUAAAAAUGUCGAAAUAACCAAUGAAAGCUGUCCAGAAUGCGGACCUGACUACAAACUGUUAAAAUUCACGUUUAGGCCCAACCCUUUUCCUGGAGACCCCAACCCUAAUAAUUUAUGCAUAGGCGGCUGUGAUACGAACGUACUAGAGGUGUUGUCGAUAUCUGUCAACAACGUUGUAAGAGCAAACGGAAGUAACAAUACAACGGUUAUUGGUAAUAACCAAACUGUUUUUAACAACUCAAAUAAUAGGGAUAGGCAACCAACGAUAAAUCCAGCUCCUUCGCAUACUUUUCAUCAAAAUAAUACAGUGAGAAAUACUGCUCAAAAUACUCCUAGAAAUACGUUUUUGAUGGUUCCAACACCAACAGCUCACAACAGUACCAAUACGAACCAGAGGGAUGAUAUAAUGUGUUCCUGUGACCAACAAGCUGUGAUGCUGACUGUCAAGAAAGAUGGACCUAACAAAGGGCGUCAAUUCUACAAGUGCGGCUCUGGAAAUUGUAAUUUCUUCCUGUGGGAUCCGGAUUCCUCGGAAGCCAACCCUGGACCUAGUAACACGACGCAAAAUCAAAGAGGCAAUGGAGAAAUAAGGUGUAAUUGUAACGUAGCAGCCGUAAUGAGGACAGUGAACAAAGAAGGUCCAAAUAAGGGACGGCAGUUUUAUUGUUGUUCGAAGAUUGUGGACAAAUGUAAUUUCUUCAAAUGGGCUGACGAAGAUAACGAUCCAAAUAAUUCAUUUCAUGGUGGUAACGAUGACCAUGGAGGUGGUGGUGGAGGUGACAACCUAAAUUGGAGUUUCAGAGGCAAAACGUCACGGGGUAGAGGCAAGAAAACAACCAACAGAACAACCCCAUAUAACAGAAAUCAGAGUACGGGUACAAGGAAAAGAAAAUGUGGAAAAUGUGCACAAGAAGGUCAUACAAAGCCAAACUGUCCUAACUAGGACCCCAAAAUAUCAGUCUAUGUACAUAUUUAUUUAUUUAAUUCUAACCAUUUAAGUGCCUUAGCCAUAGAUUAGUUCCAAAAAAAGUUUCUCAUUCCCUAA
This is a messenger RNA of Sitophilus oryzae (rice weevil), 3125 nucleotides long. Its product is annotated as DNA topoisomerase 3-alpha. Gene Ontology annotation, cellular component: nucleus; chromosome. The transcript has 18 exons. Gene Ontology annotation, molecular function: zinc ion binding; DNA topoisomerase type I (single strand cut, ATP-independent) activity; DNA binding. The record is from RefSeq and is a predicted model, not a curated record. Gene Ontology annotation, biological process: DNA topological change. Lineage: Eukaryota; Metazoa; Arthropoda; Insecta; Coleoptera; Curculionidae. The coding region runs from base 9 to 3023 and encodes 1004 amino acids.